Messenger RNA from Rotaria sp. Silwood1, 648 nucleotides. Lineage: Eukaryota; Metazoa; Rotifera; Eurotatoria; Philodinida; Philodinidae. The record is from the annotation of a GenBank genome assembly.
AUGAAACCAGUACGUCGUUCGCAAUCAGGAUCAGAUGAGUAUGAUGAAGAAAAUCUUGAUCGUCAUCGACAUUUAAUCGUACAAGGUUAUGGAAGUUUACCUAAUCGUAAUCUAGUAUCAUUACUUCCGGCAGCUAUGAAAGGGUACAAUGAGCUUCUGGAUCGUAUUAAGGCAGUACUAGAUAAACGAAAUCGACCUUAUUUAAAUGUGUUCAAUCUUGGAUGUGACGAAGAUUUAACUGAAGCUGUAUUUCGAGCUGCUCUGCGAAGUUCUCAAGAUAAAAACAAGACGGAUAGUAAUAACAAAGGUCAAUCUGAUGCAGACCCAUCCGAUAAACAAGAAAUCCUUCGUGAUUUGUUGCUAUGGAGCGUUUAUACUGGCCGCAGCGACACUGCUGUUGUUAUUUUACUUUAUAUUCAAGAACGCAUAGGUGCAGCACUCUUAGCUGCGGCGUUAGCCAUCAGAAUAUCAUCGUCGGCAAAAGAAAUAAAUAAACGUAAAGUAUUUAGCGAUCAUGCUAAAGAAUAUGAAAAAUAUGCUACCAGUUGUAUCAAUGCUUGUCACAAACGAAACGAAGAGCGUACAUCUCAUAUUCUCCUAUCCAAGAAAAAGAUUUAUGGCGAUGCAACGUAUAUGCAAGUAGGUUGA